AUGGGCGCGCGAGACGGAGAAACGACCGUCGUCGACGCCGCCGCGGGCGCGAGCGGGAGGCGCGGCGACGCGAGGGCGACGACGACGGACGAUGCGUUCGACGUCGAGCGCGCCGUUCGAGCGUCGAGUCGACGUCGCGACGGCGACGACGCCGAGCGCGCGGCGCUGUUGGGAGAGACGCGUGGACGUCGACGUGGUGGAUCGCGUCGACGGUGGAGCGCGGUGUCCAUCGGGGCGUGCGCGGCGGCGGUGCUCGGGAGCGCGUGCGGGGCGAUCGCGUGGAGACGCGGCGCGGCGGGCGCGAGGGCGUCGGCGCUCGGAAACGCGGGCGCGGCGACGACGCGGCCUGUGAAGCCGAUGAAAGAGAUGCCCACGGGUGUGGCUUUGAAUGGGUGGUUACAUCUCGAGGAGUGGUUCUUCGCGAACGGAGAGUCCACCGUCGUGGACUCGCCGAUCGGCGCGUCGCAGGGAAGGGUGUUGCCGCCGUUCUUCAACACGCCGGCAGAGCUCGGGUUCUCGUGGUCGAGCGAGGGUGAUUUGGUGGCGAAACUAGCGCGAAAGUACGGCAAUUUGAAGACGGCGAAGAUCAUGAACGCAUAUCGCUCGUCCUGGCUCACGAACGAGGACUUGCGCCGGAUCAGCCAACUCGGGUUGGAGUCGGUGCGUGUGCCGGUGACGUGGGCGGCGUUCAUGGGCACGCAGAGAGAUCCGACACGGAUCAUUCAGGAUCCAAAGUACGGCGAUCGUGCGUUCGCGACGGUGGAUCAGAUGGCGAUGACGCACGUCCUGCGCGUCCUGCACAGGGAGACGGGGGCCAAAGUUGUCAUGGACAUGCACAGCAUGCCGGGCGGGAGCUCGCAGGGUACGUACAACGGCGUGUUCCCGCAUCCACCGGCGUUCUGGGACGAUCCGAAACUGCAAGACAUCGGCAUGCAGGCGAUUCACAAGAUGUUAAAGUGGUACAACGCGCUGCGUGAAGAAGACAAGCGUUUCAUCGAUGGCUUCACGCUGUUGAACGAGCCGGCGCACUUGAUGCCGGCAAAGCGCGAGGCCAUGUUAGAGUGGAUGGGUAAGGCGAUCUACGUGUACAAGCAACUCAUCGUCAGACCUCGUGAGAUGAUGAAAAAGCCCGUGCCGAAACUGUACGUCAACUUGAUGGAGACGAGUGGUAUCCAAACAAACGAGUUCUCGAAGAUCAUGCGAAAGUGGUUCGACCUGGCGGAACUUCGUACGUGGGCAGUGUUGGACACACAUUUUUAUCUCGCCUGGGGCGUGAACGGUUGCGACAAGGGAUGCGCUUGGAAGUGCUCGGACACGCCGCAACGCAUCACAGAGACCGUCCGCUCGACUUUGGCUCAGUACAUUCACAAGGUGCAGGCGCCGGCGGCGUUGAACGGUGUCAAGCUAUUUAGCGUCAGCGAAUGGUCGAUCGCGACAAAUCAUGACAGCUCAAAGGGCUGCGCUAGCGAAGACGUGAGAAGAGCCGUUUACAAGGGACAGCUGCGCGCGUUCAACGUCACUCGGACGCCAAAUUUCUUCUGGGGAUGGAAGAUGCCAAACGCUGGGAACGCCCACGAGGAUUUCUGGAGCUUGCAACAUUUUCACGGCCAACUCGGUGCGUUUCAAGAUCUCGACAUCGAGGACGAACGACCGAAUCCAUCUGAUACAAUUGAAGAAGGUACGCUCACUGCGCUGAAGGAAGAGCUCAAGAGCUUGAGAGAUGAAGUGAAGGAGCUACGAGGGAGGAAGACAACAACGAACUCGACAAAAACGGCGUCUGAGCCGUCAUUUGCGAAGAGAUCCGGGGCGAAAAGGGAAUCUCAACUCGGCGCUGCGAGUAUGGUCGCUCAAAUUGUCACUCCGGCGAUAGCGCCUUCGUUAGUUAACUUCUCCGUCAACGUCUCCAAUACAGGAGCCGACUUGACGACGCAGGCGAAUCCGUCGAAUUCUUCUGGUAGUCUGGGAUGGGAAACAGCCCCGUGGGUCAAGCACGAACAAACGCCGCAGGAUCUAUCGGGCUCACAUAGUCAAGGACAGGCACAGCCGUCUCAAGCGCGCGGCCCCAAAGCUCAAAGCACCCAAGCUCAGACGGUGAUGUCCGAAGCUAGCAACGACGAUGACAUUAUUCAAGGCUUCCUGCAGUCGUCACCUGAAGGGUCGGAUGCGCCAAGGCGCGUACAUCACAAGCAAGUAGUCGCUCAGCCGCAAUCGCAGCAGCGAGAAACAUUUACGGAGCCGCAACCGCAGCAGCGAGAAACAUUUGCGGAGCCGCAACCGCAGCAGCGACAAGUAUUUGCGGAGUCGCAACCGCAGCAGCGACAAGUCGUCGCCCAGCCGCAACCGCAGCAGCGACAAGUCGUCGCCCAGCCGCAACCGCAGCAGCGACAAGUCGUCGCCCAGCCGCAACCGCAGCAGCGACAAGUCGUCGCCCAGCCGCAGCAGCAGCAGCGACAAGUCGUCGCCCAGCCGCAGCAACCCGCAGCGAGUUCGCAAGGAGGCGUUUUGAACAACUCAAGGUUUGCUCCCGCGGCGCAGGCGACUGCGGCACCAAUCGGUAGGCUCGCUCCCGCCGCGCAGGCGUCCAAGGCAGCCACCACGCAGCCUGGCGCUCAACCCAUCGUCUACGCCAAAGAUCGCCAUGACGGCUCCUUUUGGGGCACAUCGUUCGGUUUAGAUGCCCUGAAGGCUCCGGAGAUUCAUGAGAACGCGCUCCUGCAGAGUGACGACGAAGAGGUUGACGAGUCACAAUAUUACGAGGAACCGCGAGAGGAGAUCGCUGCGCGCACGGGUACGAAGCUUCCGACUUACGCGGAUGAUGCCGUGGAUAACAUUCAUCAGCAUCGAUCGACGUACUCCAUGCAUGAAGCCAAAUCUCUGAAGAACAAGGUAUCGUACGAUCUCUUCUCUUCAAAGAAGUUAUCGAAGAAGCACGCCGAGGACGACGACGACUCGUCCACGACGCCGAGUAAAGUCAAGAAGUCUACUCAUAAGCGAGGUUCCAGUACAGAAAGAGUUGUUGACGACGCGGGUGAUGAUCUCGACUUCAAUAAACUCAUGUCUUCGCAAGACUUUGGCGGAGGAUCGUCCUCGACGAAAUCUUCGCACAAGUUCUACGACGAGUUCAGCGAUGGUGAGUCCGUGGAACUCGCGCCAGAGAAGUUAAAGGGGAAAAGGAAGAGUAAGAAGUCGCGCAAGCCCGUCGACGACGACGACGACGACGACGACGACAACGCAGAAGAAGGGGAAGAGACGUCUUCCUCAGGGUCGUCAAAAUUCUCUCGCGAGAGCAUUGAGAAAAGCUUGGAAAAAGAAGCCUCCGGUGGCGAGAAGAUAUCCAAGGACGAGGGCGUCCCGGACUGGAUCUCUUUCGGUUAG
This is a messenger RNA of Ostreococcus tauri, 3375 nucleotides long. RefSeq names its product Glycoside hydrolase, catalytic domain. Bases 1 to 3375 code for a protein of 1124 amino acids. Gene Ontology annotation, cellular component: cell surface; extracellular region. Gene Ontology annotation, biological process: glucan catabolic process. Lineage: Eukaryota; Viridiplantae; Chlorophyta; Mamiellophyceae; Mamiellales; Bathycoccaceae. The record is from RefSeq and is a predicted model, not a curated record. Gene Ontology annotation, molecular function: beta-glucosidase activity. The transcript has a single exon.